Nothobranchius furzeri (turquoise killifish) is the source of this 2626-nucleotide messenger RNA. RefSeq names its product torsin-1A-interacting protein 1. The record is from RefSeq and is a predicted model, not a curated record. Gene Ontology annotation, biological process: membrane organization. Gene Ontology annotation, molecular function: ATPase activator activity. Gene Ontology annotation, cellular component: membrane. NCBI's taxonomy places the organism in Eukaryota, Metazoa, Chordata, Actinopteri, Cyprinodontiformes, Nothobranchiidae.
GGAAACCGUUAAAACUAAACGGACGCAUUUCCUGUAGAAAUUCCCCUCUAAAUUUCAGGGAAGUGUGCCACUUCGUCUACAUGAUGCUCCAGUUUAUUGUUUAAUUUAUAUUUUUCGUCGUCAAUCCGGUCGUUUAGAGGUCAACUAUAGAUCCAAAGAUGUCAAAAAUUACGGCCACCAACCCCCCGAGACGCUCGACUCGGCAUUUAGGGAGAGCGUUAAGCGUUGAACCCACCCCCAGGGAGCCCAUAAAGCGAACCAAAAGGCCAUCAGAAGACCGAUCUGCUGCUGCAGUUAAAGGUACCAGGGAGGUGGAGAAUGGCUUGGAGGAUGAGGACUCCCCCAGUAAGAAGCCUCGAUUGGAUGCUUUAGAAGCAGAUGGGGAUGGCACAGAUGAAAAUGAGAUGGAGGUUCAGGAACCAACCAAAGAACGGCAAAAGAACGAGGACCAAGAAAUGAACACUGAAGAGGUUCCAUCAGAUGAAAUCUGGCUACCAAAAACAGGCAAAGGCGCCAUCGGAGAUGUGAAUUUAUCACCUUGUGUCUUCCUCGGUGAACGCUGCCCAGUGAGCCAUUCACUAAAGGAGGAUUCAAAGUGUGUGAAACAGAAAACGGCGGUAAUUAAAGAUCUGGCACCCCCACACAAGUCAGCUUUCCAAGUCAGAUCCCCAGAAAAAAGACACGAUGUGCCGAUCAGGAGCAUGGCCGAUUAUAGGAGGACGCUGGAGGCCAAAGUUGAGAUCACAGAUAAGCCAAAAGUUAACCACUCUUAUCGAACUGCAGUCCCGGUUUUAGAGAAGCCGUACACAACCAGACAACGUGUAAACCACAUUCCAGCACAAAAGCAGACCAUUCAGCUCCCAAAAAAAGAAGCAGCUAAGAAAACAUCUGGAACCUCUGAGAAUUCCUGUAGAGGAUUUAUGUGGUACUUAUGGCGUUUGGUUUUUCUGCUGCUGCUUAGCUCCGCCACCUUGCUGGCAUACUCAAUCAUUCCUGAACUCCAGAGGUCAGCCGUUAGAGUGGAUUAUGGAUCCAGAGAAGUGAAGCCUGAAAUGUUUUUGGAACAUUUGUUUGUUCUUGAAACUCAGUUCCCCAGUCAGCGAGUUGAUUUGUGGAAGAGGAGCAAAAUCCACCUCGAAAAGCACCUUAAAUCAGCCCAUCCAACCGGACCAGUCAGUCUGAUGUUAGCUGCAGGUGUCAAAGCAGAAAGGACGCUGCGCUGCUUGGCUCAUGGCCUGGCUUCCACCUACUCAUCCGCCCUCAAUGCCUCCGUUUUCUACCUGGAUGGACAAAGCAAAGUCGGCCAGGACAGCGACGAAGUAAAGCUGAACAUCGACAACCAGCUGCGAGCAGCUUUUGAAGGAGACAAACCAGUGGCAGUCAUUCAUCGGUUUGAAGAGCUGCCUCCAGGUUCUACUCAGAUUUUUUAUCGCUACUGUGACCACGAGACCGCGGCAUACAAGCAGGUGUUCUUAUUGUUUACGGUGGUGCUGCCUCAAGAUGAGAUCAGCAGUGAGAUGAACCUGGAGCAGGUGGAGGAAAGUGUGCAUGACUAUACUGAAGAAAAACUGGUGAGCUCCAAGAGAAAUUCAGCCUAUAAUCAAAUGGAUACUGACAAGUUUAGUGGACUGUGGAGUCGGAUCUCCCAUCUGGUUUUGCCCGUGGUGUCGGAGAAUAGGGUAGGGCAGGGAGAAUGUCCGUGAAACCGUACAUUUCAUGUUUUAACAGGUUCUACGCUGUGGAAACAUGUUAUUUUCUGCAUUCUGACUCAGUUUAAAGUGCUUAAAUGAUGCAUUACUCUGUUAGAGAUGAGUUCCUACUUGAGUUGUCACUCAGGUUUUAAAAGGAAUAUAAGUGAGCAUGAAAAGGAUUAGCAUCAUUUCAUUUACUACAUGUUGUAUUGUUUUAUUAGUCUUGAACGUGUUCUGUGAGUUUAUUUUUUUUUUUGUAUUGUCUGGCACUGCUCAUCUGCUGUUUUUAUGUAUUUUCCAUCUUCCCAUUAAGGAUCAAACUUAUGUUAGUCUAAAAGUUGUCACUUUGUGCACAUGCUUUUUGUUUCAUGUUUAUCUGGAGAGUUAUUGGAUCUGCAAUAUAUUCACUUCAUUUUUUUACUGACUCACACUGAAAAGCACUGAAAAUAUCUAUUUUUGCUUUAAGAAGCUCUUAUCCAGAGGACAGCUUUUUAUAUUGUCUAAUUUUAGGAAAAUUACAAAAAUUAAUCUGAUGUUUCUUAGAUGGGAAUAUUUUUGACAGCUGUUCAUAUUGGAUAUAAAAAGUUUGACUGUUUUUCUUUUUUAAAUCAGUAAAAUAUAAAUGAAAUGAGUUGUACAUUUUAAGGAUUUGCAUGAAGUGAUAACAUUCUAAAGAAUAUUUUUGACUGAAAAAAUCAGACACAAAGUGUGCCUUAAAUACACGUAAACAUAAAAUUGUUAAAAAGCUCAGAACAUUUGUGCAUAAUCUAAUAUUGUAAUUGUUGCUUAUUGUAAUUGUUGCUUAAAAAUAUGUUAAAUAUUUUAUAUACUAUUGUUUCCUGUGUUAUGACUUUUUCUUGUUAUUUCUCCUAAGAUCAGUUUUUCCUUGACUUUGAAAAGUUUGGAUGUUCUCAAUAAAGUUUAUUUUGAUACUU